Molecule: messenger RNA, 345 nt
Organism: Vombatus ursinus (common wombat)
Lineage: Eukaryota; Metazoa; Chordata; Mammalia; Diprotodontia; Vombatidae
Gene: CARTPT
Product: CART prepropeptide
Exons: 3
Coding region: 1-345 (114 amino acids)
Biological process (GO): G protein-coupled receptor signaling pathway; negative regulation of appetite; adult feeding behavior
Molecular function (GO): neuropeptide hormone activity
Source: RefSeq, a predicted model, not a curated record
AUGGAGAGCUCCCGCCUGCGGCAGCUACCCCUUCUGGGUGCAACCUUGCUACUGGUCCUGCUCGGGGCCAGCUGCCAGGAGGAUUCCGGGUUGCAGCCUAGAGCCUUGGAUAUCUACUCCACUGUGGAGGAUACUUCCCAUGAGAAGGAACUGGUAAGAGCACUGCAAGAAGUUCUGAAGAAGCUGAAAAGUAAACGCAUUCGGAUCUACGAGAAAAAGUAUGGCCAGGUCCCCAAGUGUGAUGCUGGAGAACAAUGUGCAAUAAGGAAAGGAGCCAGAAUUGGGAAACUCUGUGAUUGUCCUCGAGGAACUUCCUGCAAUUCCUUUCUCCUGAAGUGCUUAUAA